Messenger RNA from Symbiodinium natans, 954 nucleotides. The record is from the annotation of a GenBank genome assembly. NCBI's taxonomy places the organism in Eukaryota, Dinophyceae, Suessiales, Symbiodiniaceae.
AUGGUGGUGCCCAGCAGUGAAGCCUACAGGCCACUGCGUGCUCCCGAGCUGCGCUGGCUGUGCACCCAGCGCGGCCUGAGCCCUUAUGGCUUCAAGCAAGACUUGGUUGCCAGGCUCGACGAGCAAGACCGGCAGGGAGUGGAAAGCUCUUCGGAGUGUAUUGCCGCAGGCCUCGAGCCUUUCCGAGAGUUGGAGGAGCUGGCAUCGCAGUACGCGGCGAACCCGAACAACCUCAGCCCUGUCAGCGUGAACCCGCGGGUGGCUGCCACACCCAAAACGGCAGCCAAAGCCAAGGAGCCGCCGCAGACAAAGGCGACACCGGAGCCAGCUGUAGAGGCAACGCCUUCGGCCAUGGCCCCCGCCCAAGCCAAGAUGCCCCCGAUGCCGAUGCCCAUGCCCCAGCCGGGCCCGGCCAAGCCACUCACCGAAGACGAGCGAGCCCUCAGGGGCCUGCUGGAGUUCUUCGCAUGCUCAGAUGUGAAGGGUCAGAGCAAGCUCUUUGCCGUCAAGUACCGGGAGUUUGUGCGGACUGUCUUCGACUUCUUUCAGUCCGACACGGUCUCGGGAAUGACGGGAACGCCCACGUCAAGGGCAAGCACUGCAGCUGCUGCCGCUGUUUCUGCUGCCGCUGCGACCACUGACGCCAUCCUCCGAGGAAACAUCGCGGAGGCCCCGGAUGGCGCCGCCAACCCGAACGAGACCUGGUCUGCCGAGAUGUGGCAGAAGUGCCAGGAGGUCAUCGCCACGCACCUCGAGGUCUGCCACCUGCAGAUCAAGCACGACGCGCUCUUCGCGGAGCUGGAGGCGAUGUCCAAAGCCGCCGCAGAGAAGACGGACGAGAUCAAGGAAGUCCAAGGCAGACUCGAUCAGCUCAUGCAGAACGAGGCGCAGCAGCGCCAGCACCUCAUGGAGCGCGCGCGGGUUCAGAUCGGCGCCUGGCUUGAUCGGUCGUAG